GGACCGAGAAAAGUCCAUCAGAAAAAUGUUGAUUCAGCUUCCGCGGCUGACCAAUUCACUGCGAGGUCCUUUCGACGUCGAUCAAGCCUAUUUGCAGCGCAAGCUUAUCCUCCAGAACCACAAGCCUCGCAAUUCCGCGAGCUCGGUAGAUGAGUCAGAGCUUGCACGGAAGAUAGUUCAUAGAUGGGAAGAAGCUUCACCAGAAGUGCGGCAAGCUUACAAGCAAUUUAUUGGAGCGGUUGUCGAGUUGAUAGAUAGGGAAGUGCCAUCAGAAGAGUUCCGCGAGGUGGCAUUAACUGUUUACCGCCUUUUUGGCGGGGAGGAGGAAGCUUCCGAUAGAAAUAUUGCCGAGAAAAGGCCAGAGCUGCAAAAACUUCUUGGUCAUGCAGUUUCUGACGGUCACUUGCGGAAAGCUGCAUCUUUAGCACGUAGACUCUUUGCACUACAGCCUGCUGGCCACGAGAAAGCACUUGUUUCAGAAGGUUAUUUAAAUGAGAGUUCUGAAAAUGUUGAAUUUGGCGUUGACCUUGUUUUUCAACCACCAUCACGUUUCUUGGUGGAUAUUCCAUUGGAGGAUGUAUUGGUUGAGGAAAACAAUGCAUCUUCUUCUUCACAUCAUGAAGGAUGGUAUGGUCUUCAUGACUUUACCCCUGAAUAUGCUGCCUCUGAUGGAGGACGUUUUAAUUUAACUUGGUUAAGAGGUGCAUGUGACCGGAUAAUUGGAAAAAGUACUUCACAGCUUUCUCGAGAUAAAUUAGCAUUAGCCAUUUGUCAGGUGCUUGACUCAGAUAAACCUGGCGAGGAGAUAGCUGGUGAUUUAUUGGAUAUUGUUGGAGAUAGUGCAUUUGAAACUGUACAAGAUCUUAUAUCGCAUAGGAAAGAACUUGUUGAUUGUAUUCAUCAUGGUUUAUUCGUCUUGAAAUCUGAGAAAACAUCCUCAACCUCUCAAUCACGCAUGCCUAGUUACGGCACUCAGGUUACUGUUCAGACAGAGUCUGAAAAGCAAAUCGAUAAACUUCGGCGCAAGGAAGAAAAGCGAAAUAGGCGAGGAGCAGAACAUGGGGCUGAGGGUGACUUGUCUUCUGUGAAUUUCUCUUCUUUACUUCAAGCAAGUGAGAAUAAACGUCCUUUUGAUGAUAUGAUUGGGUCUGGCCAAGUAGCCGUCAGCGCUCUUCCUCAAGGAACUGUCAGGAAGCAUUAUAAGGGGUAUGAGGAGGUUAUUAUCCCCCCAACAGCAGCAGCACAAAUGAAACCUGGUGAAAAGCUGAUUGAAAUUAGGGAGUUGGAUGAUUUUGCCCAAGCUGCUUUUCGUGGCUACAAAUCUUUAAAUCGCAUUCAAAGCCGGAUAUUUCAAACUGUUUAUUACACUAAUGAGAACAUACUAGUUUGUGCUCCAACAGGUGCGGGCAAAACAAAUAUAGCCAUGAUUUCUAUUCUCCAUGAGAUUGGGCAGCAUUUCAAGGAUGGUUACUUGCACAAGGAUGAGUUUAAGAUAGUUUAUGUUGCUCCAAUGAAGGCAUUAGCGGCUGAGGUUACAUCAACAUUUAGCCAUCGUUUAUCUCCACUGAAUAUGACUGUGAAAGAACUUACUGGAGACAUGCAACUUUCUAAGAAUGAACUUGAAGAAACUCAGAUGAUAGUUACAACACCAGAGAAAUGGGAUGUCAUAACUCGCAAGAGUAGUGAUAUGUCGCUCUCAAUGCUAGUUAAACUCUUAAUUAUUGAUGAAGUGCAUCUCCUCAAUGAUGAUAGAGGUCCUGUAAUAGAAGCGCUUGUCGCUCGGACUUUACGCCAGGUGGAAUCAACACAAACAAUGAUAAGAAUUGUGGGACUUUCGGCUACUCUACCUAAUUAUUUGGAGGUUGCACAAUUUCUGCGAGUGAAUCCAGAUGCAGGACUCUUCUUUUUUGACUCUAGCUACCGUCCUGUGCCUUUGGCACAACAGUAUAUCGGUAUCAGUGAGCAGAACUUUGCAGCUCGGAAUGAGUUGUUGAAUGAGAUAUGUUACAAGAAGGUUGUUGCUUCGCUGAGGCAAGGUCAUCAAGCAAUGGUAUUUGUUCAUUCCCGGAAAGACACGGCAAAAACAGCUCAAAAGCUGGCCGAACUUGCUCGGAAGUAUGACGAUCUGGAGCUCUUCAAUAAUGACACGCAUCCACAGUUAUCUUUAAUCAAGAAGGAAGUUCUCAAGUCUAGAAACAAAGAUCUUGUUGAACUUUUUUCAUUUGCGGUUGGUGUUCAUCAUGCUGGGAUGUUACGAGCUGAUAGAGGUCUGACUGAACGUCUUUUUUCUGAUGGACUCUUGAAGGUACUUGUUUGUACUGCAACUUUGGCAUGGGGCGUAAAUCUUCCUGCUCACACUGUUGUGAUUAAGGGGACCCAAUUAUAUGAUCCAAAGGCUGGUGGGUGGCGAGAUCUAGGCAUGCUUGAUGUUAUGCAGAUCUUUGGUCGUGCUGGAAGACCUCAAUUUGACAAAAGUGGGGAAGGCAUCAUAAUCACGUCCCAUGACAAACUUGCUUAUUAUCUACGGUUGUUGACGUGUCAACUUCCUAUAGAAAGUCAGUUUAUUAGCUCCUUGAAGGACAAUUUAAAUGCAGAGGUGGCAUUGGGUACUGUCACGAAUGUCAAGGAAGCUUGUGCAUGGCUUGGAUAUACAUACCUUUUUAUAAGGAUGAGAAUAAAUCCUUUGGCAUAUGGUAUUGGAUGGGACGAGGUCAUUGCUGAUCCGAGUUUGAGUUUAAAGCAAAGAGCUUUUGUAACAGAUGCUGCACGUGCGCUUGACAACGCGAAGAUGAUGCGGUUUGAUGAGAAAAGUGGCAACUUUUACUGUACGGAGCUUGGUCGCAUCGCAAGUCACUUUUAUAUUCAGUACUCUAGUGUUGAAACGUACAAUGAUAUGUUGAGAAGACAUAUGAAUGACAGUGAGGUAAUUGACAUGGUUGCACAUUCUUCUGAGUUUGAGAAUAUUGUUGUUCGAGAAGAGGAACAGAAUGAGCUGGAAAUGUUAGCACGUACAUCAUGUCCAUUAGAAGUCAGGGGUGGUCCUUCGAAUAAAUAUGGAAAGAUUUCUAUUCUCAUUCAGCUAUAUAUAUCUCGUGGAUCAAUUGAUACCUUUUCAUUGGUUUCUGAUGCUGCUUAUAUAAGUGCAAGCUUGGCUCGUAUUAUGCGGGCUCUAUUUGAAAUUUGUUUGCGCAAAGGCUGGUGUGAAAUGACAUUGUUCAUGUUGGAAUAUUGCAAAGCUGUGGAUCGCCAAAUUUGGCCCCAACAACAUCCUCUCCGACAUUUCGACAAGGAUAUUUCAUCAGAAAUACUGCGAAAGCUGGAGGAGCGUGGAGCUGACUUAGAUCGCUUGCAGGAUAUGCAAGAAAAAGAUAUUGGAGCAUUGAUUCGUUACGCACCAGGAGGGAGGGUGGUUAAGCAAUAUUUGGGAUACUUCCCCUGGAUCCAGUUAUCGGCAACUGUAAGUCCGAUCACCAGAACUGUUUUGAAGGUGGAUUUGCUUUUAAAGCCCGAUUUUAUAUGGAAAGAUCGUUUUCAUGGUACUGCACUACGUUGGUGGAUUCUGGUUGAGGAUACUGAGAAUGAUCACAUUUACCACUCGGAGCUUUUCACCCUGACAAAGCGGAUGGCUAAAGGAGAACCGCAGAAGCUAUCUUUCACUGUGCCGAUAUUUGAACCACAUCCACCACAAUACUACAUUCACGCUGUUUCUGAUUCUUGGUUGCAGGCAGAGGCUUUCUACACGAUAUCUUUCCAGAAUCUAGCACUUCCUGAGAUUCACACUUCUCACACUGAACUUUUAGAUUUGAAACCUCUUCCUGUGGGUGCACUCGGUAACAUUACCUAUGAAGCCUUGUACAAAUUUUCACAUUUUAAUCCAAUACAGACACAGGCCUUUCAUGUUCUGUACCACACCGACAAUAAUGUUCUACUAGGAGCUCCCACUGGAAGUGGUAAAACUAUAUCUGCUGAGCUUGCUAUGCUUCGCCUCUUCAACACUCAGCCUGAUAUGAAGGUCAUUUACAUAGCACCUUUGAAGGCUAUUGUUCGUGAAAGAAUGAAUGAUUGGAGAAAAGGACUUGUCUCUCAGCUUGGAAAAGAGAUGGUUGAAAUGACCGGUGAUUAUACUCCAGAUUUAAUGGCGCUCUUGUCUGCAGAUAUCAUUAUAUCCACUCCUGAAAAGUGGGAUGGUAUCAGUCGUAAUUGGCACAGUCGAAAUUAUGUCAAAAAGGUUGGUCUUAUGAUUUUGGAUGAGAUUCACUUAUUGGGGGCUGAUCGUGGACCCAUUCUUGAGGUUAUCGUGUCAAGGAUGAGAUACAUAUCAUCGCAAACAGAGCGUGCAGUUCGGUUUGUGGGUCUUUCUACAGCUUUAGCAAAUGCAAGUGAUUUGGCUGAUUGGUUGGGUGUUGGAGAAAUUGGACUUUUCAAUUUCAAACCAAGUGUGAGGCCUGUACCUCUUGAAGUUCAUAUCCAGGGAUAUCCUGGAAAGUUUUAUUGUCCAAGGAUGAAUAGUAUGAAUAAACCAUCAUAUGCUGCAAUAUGCACCCAUUCCCCUACAAAACCCGUUUUAAUAUUUGUUUCAUCUCGUCGGCAAACAAGACUUACUGCAUUUGACCUCAUUCAGUUUGCGGCUUCCGAUGAGCUUCCCAGGCAGUUUCUUAGUAUGACUGAAGAAGCAUUGCAGAUGGUUCUUUCUCAGGUCACUGAUCAGAACCUACGGCACACUUUGCAAUUUGGGAUUGGAUUGCACCAUGCUGGUCUAAAUGACAAAGAUAGAUCUCUUGUUGAGGAGCUAUUUGCAAACAACAAGAUUCAGGUCUUGAUUUGUACUAGCACAUUGGCCUGGGGUGUAAACCUGCCAGCACAUCUAGUUAUUAUCAAGGGAACAGAAUAUUACGAUGGAAAAGCAAAGAGAUAUGUUGAUUUCCCAAUCACGGAUAUCAUGCAAAUGAUGGGUCGUGCAGGUCGUCCACAAUAUGAUCAACACGGGAAAGCAGUUAUCCUUGUUCAUGAACCCAAAAAGAGUUUCUAUAAAAAGUUCUUAUAUGAGCCAUUUCCUGUUGAGAGUAGUCUGAGGGAGCAACUGCAUGAACACAUCAAUGCAGAGAUAGUUUCCGGCACAAUUUGCCAUAAAGAGGAUGCAGUUCAUUAUCUUACUUGGACUUACCUAUUCCGGAGACUGAUGAUUAAUCCAGCUUACUAUGGUUUGGAGACGAAGGAACCUGAAAUUUUAAGUUCUUAUUUAUCUAGGUUAGUGCAAACAACAUUUGAGGAUCUUGAAGACGGUGGAUGCAUCAAGAUGAAUGAAGACAAUGUGGAGCCAAUGAUGCUGGGUUCAAUAGCAUCGCAGUAUUACCUUAGUUACACGACUGUAUCAAUGUUUGGUUCGAACAUUGGUCCUGACACAUCACUUGAGGUGUUUUUGCAUAUCUUAUCUGGGGCAUCUGAAUACGAUGAACUUCCUGUGCGGCACAACGAGGAAAAUUAUAAUGAAGCUUUGUCCAAGCGAGUUCAAUAUAUGGUGGACAAGGAUCGGUUUGAUGAUCCUCAUGUCAAGGCCAAUCUGCUGUUUCAGGCACAUUUUUCUCAGUUAGAGUUGCCAAUCAGCGACUAUGUCACAGACUUAAAGUCAGUCUUGGAUCAAAGUAUACGCAUUAUCCAGGCCAUGAUAGAUAUAUGUGCUAAUAGCGGAUGGCUCUCAAGCUCAAUCACUUGCAUGCAUCUUUUGCAAAUGAUCAUGCAGGGUCUAUGGUUUGAUAAAGAUUCUUCCUUGUGGAUGCUUCCCUGCAUGACUGUUGAACUUGCGGAUUCUUUAAGCAGAAGGGGAAUUUCUAGUUUGCAGCAAUUAUUGGAUCUCCCUAAGGCAGCAUUGCAGAGCAUGAUUGGAAAUUUCCCGACUUCAAGAUUAGUUCAGGAUCUGCAGUACUUCCCCCAUGUCCAGGUAAAAUUAAGACUCAAUCGGAGGGGAGUUAAUGGUGGAAAAUCUCCCUCUCUGAACAUCAAACUGGAGAAGAAAAAUUCCAGGAGAAAGUCCUCAAGAGCGUUUGCCCCUCGGUUCCCUAAGGUGAAAGAUGAAGCAUGGUGGUUGGUUCUUGGUAACACCUCGACCUCAGAAUUAUUUGCUCUGAAGAGAGUGACUUUCUCUGACCACUUGGUUACCAAUAUGGAGUUACCAUCAGAGCCAACUGCUCUCCAGGGAAUGAAGCUGAUUAUAGUUUCAGAUUGUUAUCUUGGUUUCGAACAAGAGCACCCUAUUGGCGAAAUCAAUAUACAGCAAGCAACUUCUUAUUGAGACUUGAGAGAAUCAGAACUCAAACUGAGCCAAUUGGGUAAUUACAACCUGAGAUACAAGCCGGAUGGGCAGACCUCUAAGGAUCCGGUAAACUGGAUAGCCCCAGUUUGCGAUAUAUAAAUAAUAUAAAAUAAAUGGAGGACUAUCAGAACGUGCUUAUAUUUUUGGCUUGAAGCACAUUCUUGAAUCGCCAAAUUCAUGGCCCGCAGCAUCUUCAAAUGUCAUGGAUAAAAGAGGAUCUUCUGAUCAAAAGAACCAAAGUGUCGUACAAAUUGCAUAUUUAGGAAAGACCAAAAGAGCUGUAGAACAAUUUACAGUGUGCAAAUGCCUGCUGAAAAUUUUCGUAAGUUGUUGAAACGUGUGCAGUGCAAUUGAACAGAUGUAAUAAUUUUCUGUUAAUCGAGCUCGAAUCCAACGGACGUAUAUUUAUCUA
This is a messenger RNA of Morus notabilis, 6722 nucleotides long. RefSeq names its product DExH-box ATP-dependent RNA helicase DExH14. The record is from RefSeq and is a predicted model, not a curated record. The transcript is spliced from 49 exons. The coding region runs from base 26 to 6289 and encodes 2087 amino acids. Gene Ontology annotation, molecular function: ATP binding; ATP hydrolysis activity; nucleic acid binding. NCBI's taxonomy places the organism in Eukaryota, Viridiplantae, Streptophyta, Magnoliopsida, Rosales, Moraceae.